This is a messenger RNA of Protopolystoma xenopodis, 1131 nucleotides long. The record is from the annotation of a GenBank genome assembly. Lineage: Eukaryota; Metazoa; Platyhelminthes; Monogenea; Polystomatidea; Polystomatidae.
AUGCACGUAAAUGGUACAGUAUCUCCUUGUCCUCUCGGCUCCCGCCUAUCCUCCCCAAGUGGCAGUGGUAUCUGCCCUACGCCCUACGAAUCAGGAGGCAAACAAGGCCAGAGUCGUAUGGGACCAUCUCUGCUUCACUUAGUCAACGGUUAUCCCGGUUGCCUCGGCGCCCAACAAGGUGUUCAUGCCAAUAUGAUUAACAACACUUCGGGUGGGCCAACAUAUCAAAUGUUCAAUGGACUAGGAGCUCGUGGAGUCCAAGGAUCUCCCCUCGGUAUCUCAGCCGGUUUUGCUAAUCGAGCAUCUCCACAGACCUGUGGUCUGGCUGGCUCUCAAUGUAACGCAUCUAAUCUGUUGGUAGUCAGCAGUUUUGAUAACUUUCACUCUCCUCAUGCCUCCAGUUCUUCUGGGAGCAAAUGUUCUACCGGCGGACUGAUCAGCUUUGGCAACGGUCUCACUGGUGUUGUUUCCACAAGCUCCAACAUGCCACUUGUGUAUCGGGCCGAAAAUGAAGAUGUAAUCGGUUUGCCGCUUGCCUCGGUCACUGCAAUCCAUCUGCCUUCGGCGUCAAGUCUGGUUGCGGAGGAACAGAAUGGCGGCUUUCUAGCCACAUCUGAAUUGACCUCAGGGCCAGGUAGCCCAUAUGCGGCCAUUAUCACGAGCUCAUCUACCUCGAGCUUGCUUAACAGUAACGGCUCCGUCGGAUUUCCUCCAAACAGUGGCCCAACAAUCUGGGCACCAGGAAACAACGGGUUUUUGCUGCACUCAGGGCCGGUACAUCAUGGAUUGCCACAACGAAAUCCCACAGCUCACAUGGGACUGGUCGGCUCCGACCUAUUGCCGCGACAUCAAAUGACAGCACUGCUAUCUGGAGACGAACUUGCAAGUCGCUCCAGUCAGUCUGCAAACGCAGAAUACCUGACAAAUGGAUCCUGUAUACGCAUUGGAAACCAGUCCUGUGAAGUGGAUGGUCUACCGAUAAAAGCGACUCCAACGGCUAGAUCAGACACGCCAACUGGGGCGAAAUCAGAUACAAGAUAUAAUGGGCACCAAACCUGUGAGUCCAAGUGGUCACGAGCCGGCCUGUCUCCGGAAGCAUUCAUUGUGGAGGAACAUGCCACAAAUGUGUAG